Morchella importuna is the source of this 267-nucleotide messenger RNA. RefSeq lists its product as uncharacterized. The transcript has a single exon. NCBI's taxonomy places the organism in Eukaryota, Fungi, Ascomycota, Pezizomycetes, Pezizales, Morchellaceae. The record is from RefSeq and is a predicted model, not a curated record. The coding region runs from base 1 to 267 and encodes 88 amino acids.
AUGGUAGCUCACACAAACACCUUCUUCCUCGGCAGCGACGACCCAUACAUCUCCGACCACGAGGCCGAGGAUGAGGCACUAGAGUGCCUAGUGCCACGAGACGAUCAUGAAGACGAAGAUGAAUACAAAGCUCUACCGCCCGCUGCCAGACUGUUGCUGCUGGAGUUGGCGGUGCUGAGGGCGCUGCCGGCGAUGGAGCUGGCGCUGGAGGCGUAUCGGAGGGCGUGGUGGUGGAUAAGGGUGCAUUGUCGGAGGUGGAGAGCUUAG